This is a messenger RNA of Lycium barbarum (goji berry), 2185 nucleotides long. RefSeq names its product F-box/LRR-repeat protein At1g67190-like. The record is from RefSeq and is a predicted model, not a curated record. Lineage: Eukaryota; Viridiplantae; Streptophyta; Magnoliopsida; Solanales; Solanaceae. The transcript has 2 exons. Gene Ontology annotation, molecular function: protein binding. Bases 768 to 2027 code for a protein of 419 amino acids.
CCCCACAAUGCUAACUUGACCAUUUCUCUCACAUUAAAAAAAAAAAAAACUUAAAAAAAAUGAGAUUCCUUCCAUUGUUCCUCUUUAUUCUUUUUUUUUUGUUUGUUUGAUUGAUUGAUUUCUUGUUUCUAGGUUGUGAUCAUGAUCCUAUGAUUCAUAUGGAUGGAAGUUUAUGAGUUAAAGAUUGGAUUUUUGGCUCCUCAAAUAUUGCCCCAAAGGUCUAAACUUUAACUUGGUAGCCUUUUGUAUCUUUUUUUAGAAACCAGAUUCUUGAUUAUGGGUUUCAGGUUUGGUAAAUUAAUGAGUUAAAGAUGGGAUUUUUAGUUCAUCAGAUAUUGCCCCAAAGGUCAAAACUUGAAAUUGGUAUUUUUCAGAAACUAGAUUCUUGAUUAUGGGUUUCAGGAUUGGUAAUUGAUGAGUUAAAGAUGAGAUUUUUGGCUCCUCAAAUAUUGCCCCAAAGGUCAAAACUUUAACUUGACCAGAUUCUGGAUUUGGAUUUUUGGCUGACUUGUAGUGGGAAUCAAGAAAAUUUAUGUCUGGUAGAUUUAUAAUUUGCUAAUUCACUAAAAAGGGACUCUGGAUAUUCCCUUUUUUGUUGAUAAUCUGGAGUUUGAUUAGUUUAUGUUGGCCUUUGGAUUCAUUGAUAAGAGUCACUUGGAUAAUGUUGUGAUGAAGUUUGGAGAUUUAAGUGGCUCAAUUGUAUUUCUUGGACUAUAGCAUUUUUUGUAGGGACCCCUUUGGGAUUUGUUGUUUUUAUUUGAGGGUAUAUGGAGUACCUUCCUGUUGAGGUCAUUGGUAACAUUUUGUCCCGGCUCGGAGCUGCCCGUGACGUUGUGAUUGCAUCUUCCACUUGUCGAAAAUGGCGACAGGCUUGGACAAGUCAUCUUCACACGCUGACGUUUAACUCGAAUGACUGGCCGGUUUAUCAUGAGCUCACAAGGAGCAGACUCGAAAUAAUCAUAACUCAGACGAUUUUCCAAACUAACGGACUGCAUUCCCUAUCGAUCCUCAUGGAUGAUGUCGAUGAGUUCUCCGCUGCUCCAGUAAUAGCUUGGCUAAUGUAUACCAGAGAAACGUUACGCCAGUUAUAUUACAACGUCAGGACUACUCCGAACAUUAAUAUACUCGAAAAAUGUGGUCGACAGAGGCUAGAAGUGUUAGCUCUUGCACACAAUACGAUCACUGGAGUCGAACCGAGUUACCAAAAAUUCCCUUGCUUGAAGUUUCUUUCGUUAAGUUACGUGAGUAUGUCGGCUUUAGACUUGACUCUUUUCCUCACAGCCUGCCCAAAAGUCGAGGUCUUGAAUCUUGUUAGUAUAGACAUCGUUAUGUCUGAUCCACAAGCGACAAUGGAGCUGACGAGUAACUCUUUGAAAGAUAUCUAUGUCGAAGCCGUUAGUUUGGAUAAAAUCAUUCUGGAGGCCGAUAGUCUUGAGAAGCUGCAUUUGAAAGAUUGUACGCUUGAGGAUUUCGAGCUUGUCAGCAAGGGGAAGUUAAAACUUCUUAAGAUCGAUGAUGUCAGCGUCAUCCAUCUCGAUAUUGGUGAGAGUGCUGAAAAUCUCGAGAUCGUGGACGUCAGUAAUUUCACAAUCAUGUGGUCUAAGUUCCAUCAUAUGAUAGCAAAAUCGUCAAAGCUGAGGAGAUUGAGGCUAUGGCAAGUUGUAUUCGAUGAUGAUGAUGAGGCAGUGGAUAUCGAGACGAUUUCCGCUUGUUUUCCUCAAUUAAGUCAUUUGUCAUUGAGCUACGAACUAAGAGAGACGGGACUUCAGUAUGGAUCGGAAGAUUCUUUUCGAUUGGAAAAUGUGGUUGUCCUGGAGCUCGGAUGGAUGGUGAUUAGUGACUUGUUCUCGCAUUGGGUAGCGGGCCUACUCGAAAGGUGCCCGAACUUGAGGAAGUUGGUAAUUUAUGGGGUUGUUUCAGAAACCAAAACGCACGAAGAAUGCCAUACGUUAGCCAACUUCACGUCUUUUAUUGUAAGGCUUAUGAGGAAAUAUUUGCAUGUACAUGUUCAGUUUGAAUAUGAAUAGAUUUUUGAACAGUUGUUCUCUGCUUGGAGGUACAUGAUCCUUAGUGCUGAUUGUCUUUUUUUGUAUAUUGGUGUAACACUGUUCUUUAUGAUAAAUUUUGUCGUUCGCCAAAUUUGAAAUUAUUUUCUUUCAAUUCAAGUAAGCAUAUCGUUUGCAUU